Messenger RNA from Geodia barretti, 1531 nucleotides. NCBI's taxonomy places the organism in Eukaryota, Metazoa, Porifera, Demospongiae, Tetractinellida, Geodiidae. The record is from the annotation of a GenBank genome assembly.
UUGUGUGGCAGGAGAAAGUGCCGUCAGUGGUGAUGAUCACCAACCUGGUGGAGGGGAAGAAGACAAAGUGUGAGCAGUACUGGCCGUCCUCUGGGUCUCAGGAUUUCGGGCCGUUCCACAUAUCCAUCACUCAACAACUCACCCUCGCUGACUACAUCAUCAGGACACUCAGUGUUGAGCUCUCAGGGAAGACCAGGAAGGUGAAUCAUUUCCACUACACAGCCUGGCCAGACCACGGAGUGCCCGACUAUGCCACCUCCAUACUCAACUUCCAUAAGAUGGUUAUGAAAGACCACAAGGCCCACAGAGGUCCUCUACUAGUGCACUGUAGUGCUGGUGUUGGAAGGACAGGGACAUUCAUAGCCAUAGACCAUGUCCUGGAGCAGAGGGAGACAGAGGGAGUGGUGGACAUCCCUGGAGUCAUCCUCAAACUCAGACAACAGAGAACCAACAUGGUCCAGACUCUGGUACACACACACAUUGCACUGUUUUUCAACCUACCUUAAGCCCUCCAUGCAAACACAUUCGAUAUAAAGUCUGAUGUGUUUUAUGGUGGUACUUGAGUACACUUUGUUAAACCAUGUAUCUUUGAUGAGUGUAUUGAUGAAAUUACGCAGAUCCUGGACCAGGUGAGUUCAAACGUAGGAGAGGCAAAGUCAUUUGCUGCACAAAACAACCUCGCCAAGAAUAGAUCUACUGACUUCUUACCAGGUCAUUUCCCAACACACAUCCUAAUGUGCUACCCAAGUGACCUGUGUUCCCUUCCCAAACACACAGUGGACAAUUGGAGAGUUGUUUUGAAAGGAGAAAAUCCAGACUACAUACAUGCUAGCAGUGUCCAUGGCUACAAGAAGCACAGGGCGUUCAUCAUCACACAGGGACCGAUGCGCUCCACUGCCAGAGACUUCUGGAAGAUGGUCUACAGCAGGAAGUGUAGUGUGGUCGUCAUGUUAUCAGACCUCAUUGAACUUGAUGAGGAGGUGUGCUACCAGUACUGGCCUGGGAAGAGAGCACAGACGUAUGGGGAGUUCAGAGUAGAGCUGCUCAGUGAGGGGUGGAAGAGUGGAUUCUUAUACAGAAACUUCUCUGUCCAGCAGGCCAAGUUUGCCACAGCCCAUCAGGUGUGGCAGUUCCACAUCCCAGAGUGGAGCUCAGACUACCAGUGGCGUGGGGAUGUGAAUGCCAUGGUCUCUGUCAUAGAGGAAGUCUCCAAGGUCCAGAGGAAGACUGGGAACCACCCCAUUGUCGUCCAUGGACUUGAUACAGUGAGUAGAUCAGCCAUAUUCUGUGGUGUGGCCACCACCAUUGAGAGGUGUAAGACAGAGGGAGUGGUGGAUGUGUUCCAGGUGGUCAAGGCCAUGAGAGUUCAGAAACCUGGAGCCAUACAAACUUUGGAACAGUAUCAGUCAAUUUUUGAAGCUCUUUUGGUGUUCAUUGACUCAUUUGAAACAUACUCAAACUUUACAACAUAGUUUUUGUUUUAUCGUCAUAUCAGAUUUUAUCACGAUGCGCAGAUCGUGCUUACAUCAUG